AUGUUGGCGCCUCAAAGUCAUUCUGGCUUUUACAAAACAACUAUUACAAAAUGUUUCCUAGCUCUCAGUAUGAUUUCCUCCUUCAUAUUACUGAUGCCGUUUGCAAAACAAAAGGAUAUAUUCACAUACAAUUUAGACGAUAUAUUUGAAAAUGGAUCGGUAUGGAGAUUGGUAUUUUGUCAGUUGGCUUUCCUCAGUACAAAAGAUUUAGUCUGUGGUGGUUUAUUGUUGUACUAUUUUCGAAUAUUUGAACGACGUUAUGGUCCAAGAAAAUUUCUAUCAUUUCUGUUCUAUUGUGCUACUACAACAACGUUAAUUGAAUUACUAAUGGCAUUUAUCCUACGAAAAUUAAGUUUUUCACUUCAUAUACUGCCAUCUGGACCAUAUAACUUAAUUUUUCCACUCUUUGUUCCGUUUUUUCUGGAUAUUCCAUGGGUACCUGUUGCCCAUGUGAUGGGUAUUCCGAUAACUGGGAAAUCUUUCCCGUAUAUAUUUGGACUUGAAAUUGCCAUGACGUCAUAUGAAUCGUUAUUCGUAUGCUUAUGCGGUUUGAUCACUGGAUUUGUCUAUUAUAAAAAUCUAUUCAAUGUUCAAUCAAGAUUAUUAUUUCCAGAAAGAAUUAUCAAAUUCGGCAAUCAAGUGAUUGGUCCAGUUUUAGAGACUCCAGCCCCAAAAUACCUAAAUAAACCAUUAGGUGCAACACUAGAAGUACAACGUCAAGUUGAAUUGGAUCGUAGAGAAAUUAGUCUUAUCGAAGCGACUAGACGUAUGCGUAGUAGAGACUUUUCAUUUGAUAUGAGUCGUGUUUGGACUGGUGACCAGUAG
Molecule: messenger RNA, 825 nt
Organism: Trichobilharzia regenti
Lineage: Eukaryota; Metazoa; Platyhelminthes; Trematoda; Strigeidida; Schistosomatidae
Source: the annotation of a GenBank genome assembly